Molecule: messenger RNA, 3324 nt
Organism: Metarhizium brunneum ARSEF 3297
Lineage: Eukaryota; Fungi; Ascomycota; Sordariomycetes; Hypocreales; Clavicipitaceae
Gene: lpsB
Product: D-lysergyl-peptide-synthetase subunit 2
Biological process (GO): secondary metabolite biosynthetic process; amino acid activation for nonribosomal peptide biosynthetic process
Cellular component (GO): cytoplasm
Molecular function (GO): catalytic activity; phosphopantetheine binding
Source: RefSeq, a predicted model, not a curated record
AUGAAUGCUCUUGGCCAAGCGAUAAGCGAAAUCAUCAACCAGAAACACCAAAUUGACGACAUUUCUCUCUUAAGUGCCACGGAAAAAUCCCAAAUUUAUUCGUGGAAUGCAAAUCUAGCUCAUCAUCCGGGCUAUCGCGUUGAUGAGCUGAUUAGUGAGCGCUGCCAACUUAAUCCAUCGGCGUUGGCAGUGUCCGCGUGGGACGGCGAACUUAGCUAUAAAGAGUUGGAUGAGGCAUCCUCCCGCCUAGCUCAACGUCUGACAGCACUCGGUAUUUGCCCAGAGAUAUUUGUACCUGUUUGUUUCGAGAAGUCCCGAUGGACUAUUGUCGCCAUGCUUGGGGUGAUGAAAGCUGGCGGCGCGUUUGUACUACUCGAUCCAUCACAUCCUCAUAAGAGACUCCUCGACAUCUGCAACAAAGUGUCGGCCAAGCUCAUCGUUUGUUCAACUCAUCAUGCCAAAUUAGCGGCGAGUCUGGCGCCUUUCAUUGUCGAACUGGGAGACAACGAUGCAGAAAGGAACUGGCAUACGGAAGACAUCCAGAGACCGGACGCUUUGGUGACUCCCGGAACGGCUCUGUAUUCUGUAUUUACGUCAGGUUCGACUGGGACGCCAAAAGGCGUGGUCAGCGAGCACUCAUCGUUCCUUGCAGCUAUGCCGACAUACAUCAAAUCUCUCGGACUUAAUCAGGAAUCACGGGUUUUUCAAUUCGCGUCCUAUGCAUUCGACGUCACAAUCUUUGACACUCUUAUGACUCUGACUGUUGGUGGGUGUGUAUGCGUGCCCUCGGAUACUGAGAGAUCCAACGAUUUGGCAAAUGCAAUCCAGCACUUUCGAGCCACCCAUCUGAGUCUGACUCCAACGGUUGCACGGAUAUUAGAUCCUCAAGAUUUUCCAACACUGCAAACUCUAACUCUCGGGGGUGAGAAAUUGGUGACAAGCGAAUUUUCUAAGUGGGUAAACCAUGUUCGUGUGGUUCAUCUUUAUGGAGCGACUGAGUGUUCUAUGAUGUCAAUCCACUGCAUCACAGGAACUUCGUCCAAUCUCCAGACGAUAAAUCACGACACCGGAAGUGCUUGCUGGGUGGUUGACCCGAGAAGCCAUGAAAGACUACAGGCCAUCGGCGCGAUUGGAGAAUUGGUGAUUGAAGGAGAAAUCGUGGGACGCGGCUAUCUAGAUGAUGCCGCACAAACAGCAGAGACGUUCAUUCAGCCUCCAGAUUGGCUGCGGGAGCUGCGCGGAAACAACUGCAACAAGAGCGUCAAAAUAUACAAAAGCGGUGAUCUGGUUCGUUACGCUGCCAAUGGAUCGCUUGAAUUCAUCUGCCGUAAAAACACGCAGGUCAAGCUUCGUGGUCAGCGCAUCGAACUUGGCGAGGUCGAGCACCAUCUCAAGUUGGCCUUUCCAAGGGCGAGAUUUGUUGUUGCAGAGCUUGUCACGAUGCCCGACUCGUCGCGCCCUCCUAUGUUGAUGGCAUUUGUGCGACCUGAAGAUGAUUCCAGUUCAGAUAGCAUAACCGGAGGCCGUGGAUCAACCUCGACUGCCAUAUUUGCCGAACCGACUGACGAGUUUCGUUCUCUAGUUCCAGCCACACUAUCAAAAUUGCAGAACUGUCUACCCUCUUACAUGGUCCCUUCGGCAAUCAUUCCUUUGGCCGUCAUUCCACUAACCGGCACAGACAAAGUUAACCGCAGGCUCUUGCGACAACUCGCCGCCGAACUACCACGAGAACAACUGGAAAGAUAUCAACCCACUGUGCGAUCCUAUCGCGCUCCGACUACCAACGCCGAAAAGACUUUGCGAAAAUACUUUGGCGAGGUAUUAAGCCUUCCGCUGGAGCAAGUCUGGGCUGAUGAUAAUUUCUUCUCACUUGGCGGGGAUUCUCUCACGGCCAUGAAACUAGUUUCAAUGGCUCGAAAGGACAAUUACAAACUCAUAGUUCAGAACGUUUUUAAAAGUCCUCAGCUGUCUGACCUGGCGGGUUUGAUCCAAGACAAGAAGAGUGAGGAUGACGAAAAGCCGGGACCGUUUGUGCUGGUCGACAAGAAACAGGACGUCAUCAGGGCAGCAGCUCAGCAGUGCCAUCUUCCCAGGAGGGCCAUUGAAGACAUUUAUCCGUGCACAUCUCUCCAAAAAGGCCUCAUCUCGGAGACUAUGCGUGAUCCCAGUGCGUUCAUCGCCAGGCUCGAACUGCCGUUACGUUCUCACAUCGAUAUUAGCCGGUUGGAGCAAGCAUGGACUGCUGUGGCCAAAGCCAAUCCUAUCCUACGCACGCGGAUGAUCCUAUCUGCCUCCCAUGGCUUGUUACAAGCUGUGGUACGGGACAAUAUUCCGUGGACAGUAUCGGACAAUGCUGAGUGCGAAGACUUGGUUGUCGACAUUGGCAAACCCCUGGUGCAACUGGUGCUUUGUCGUCCUGCGCCAAAGGGGCAAAGCCAAACAAAGCUAAUCCUUAUGAUGCAUCAUUCCAUCUACGACGGGUACACCUUGCCCCUGAUCAUCAAGCAACUGAGGACAGCUUACGAAGGUGGUUUGCUCGACCCUCGACCAGUCAGUCCAUUCAUUCGCUAUCUGGCAUCACUUCCAAAUUGUGCCGACUACUGGAUUCCAAUACUGAAGGAUCUCGAAACCCCUGCAUUCCCAGCUUUGCCUUCCAACGCUUAUCAUCCCUUGCCAAACUCAACGGCGGUAUACGCCACGCCCGUCUCUAGGCCCAGCGCAAACCAGUACACAUCAAAUACGUACGUGAGACUUGCAUGGGCCAUGACACAAUCUCACCAUCAAAAAAUUUCCGAUGUCUUCUUCGGGACCGUGGUAUCCGGCAGAAAUGCACCAGUUGAUAACAUUGACCUGAUGACAAUUCCAACGGUGGCAACAAUUCCGUGCAGGGUAACCCUGGACACUGACAGCGUUGUGGAAGAUAUGCUUCACAGAAUCCAGAACGACGCCACUGAGGGCAUCCCAUAUGAGCAGUUUGGACUUUCGAAUAUUAGCAGAUUGGGAGAAUGCCCAGCCCAUGCUUGUUCUUUUCAAACAUUGCUGGUCAUGCAGCCCGCUGCAGAGUGGGAUACCGACGACUUUUUACAAAUACCCAAGUCGGAUGCCAAUUACAGAGCUGACGCAACUUAUGCCAUCAACUUGUUUUGUGAACUAGAGGCGGAGAGGCUCGAGGUCACGGUGCUUUAUGAUGAGAAGGUGGUGCACAACCUCGAGAUGCAGCAGAUUUUGGACGAUUUUGGGGAGGCCCUGCGCUUCAUACGCCAAACCCCUGCCGGCGUCGUCAGAGACGUCCUCAAUGUACUCAGAAAGAGUCGCAAGGAAUGA